UUAUGUUUUAAUCCCACUUAAAUGAAUGGAACUGGUUGUCACGUUACGAUAUUAAACGUCAUAGUCAGACUCUAAAUUUCAAUACAUUUAAUGGAUUUGUAGUUUGAUCUAGUUUAAAACACAUUGCUUGUUAACUUCCGUACUCCGUCGUAGACAUGGAUUAUAUGAGCAUCUUUUAAAUUGCGUUUGAUGUUGAACUUUUGUAUUCUUAUCUCGAGACUCGAAUUGCUUAGAAAAAUCGAUAAACGUCCUCACAAUUCUGAUAUAGAACAACCUCACCAUUUCAUAUAACAACUCUCAUCAGAAAAGCAAUGGGCUUGGACAACGGGUCGGACAACCGCCUCGCUCUCGUCACUCCUGAUGAGGACCUAAACAAGAAACAGUCCCUGACAAUAGACCAGGUUGUGGACAAAAUAUACCAGGGCCCAACCAUCAAGCUGUUCCUGGUAUUUUGGACGGCUGUAGCGGUUAUGUAUGUGACAGCGGCUGAGACCUACAUAACAGUGUUCACAGGUCGGAUUCCCUACACGGAGUGGACAUGUGUCUCGGACACGUGUCAGAGUUUGUAUGUGGCAGCUAACAUCUCCGACUCCUUCUACUCGGAGACGUCAAUGUGUGAUAAUGAGCUGGUUGCUGGGACUGACUUCAAUUGGACGAGCACGAGAACUACUUUCUCUAUAGACUGGGGCAUCUACUGUGGUACUGAGUCUAAACUCUCUUUGGCGUCCAGCUUGUUCUUCAUUGGGGCUCUUCUGGGAUUGCUGACUUCUACUGCAAUAUUCGAUAAGUUUGGAAGAAGAAAUGGAGCGAUUGUUGGGUCUUUCAUUUCAGCUUCAGCUACAUUAGCAGGGGUAUGGGCACCUAAUUAUGAGGUCUUGCUUGCCAUUAGGAUCGUCCAGGGAUACGGUCAGUACAUGAGUUUCACUGGGGUUUACUGCUGGAUACUUGAGUUUGCGCCUAGCCACCUCCGGUGCAACAUCAACACCAUUACCCUCUUUGCAUGGAAUUUAGGCUUUUUCCUCAUGGUUGGCUUGGCUUACUUCAUCACAACAUGGCAGUAUAUCUUCCUAGCCGUUGCUGUUAUCAACUACGUGUGUAUCAUUUCUCUUUUUAUCUACCCAAUAUCCCCACGAUUUGCACUGGUCCAGGGACGUGAUGAGGAUGCUAAGAAGAUCCUGCAAUCAUACUCACGAAUAUACGGUAACGAGAUGUCGAUGGAGUCUGUGGAUUUGGUGUACAAGGACAGAGUGCAGAACUUUUGGGAGCAAAUCAAAGAUUUCAAGACUCACCCCGCUAUGCUGAAGAGAACAUUGCUGGGCUGUAUUUGUUGGUUCAUGUGCGGAGCCUUGUUCUACGGGUUUUCUUUUGGAUGGAGCAAAAUUGGCUCCAAUAUCUACACGGCGUACUGUUUUGCGGCUGUUGGGAACACCAUCGCGUUUGCUGUAAUGACACCAACUUGCAAUCUGAUUGGUAGAAAGAAAUCAGGCCUUGUUUUCUUCGGGAUCGUAGUCCUCUCAAAUCUGUUGGCGAUGCCAGAUGUCAACUUUUCUGACAAAUGGACCCUGAACUACGUUGCCUGUUUGAUCGGCAGUAUUUCAGUCCUCGCUGCCUUUCUCCUUAUGUAUCUCUUCACCAGCGAGCUAGCCCCCACCUCACAUCGCGGCAUGAUAAUGUCCCUCAGCUCCAGUUGUGCCCGGUUAGGUAGUUUCGCUGGGCCUUAUAUUAGUUUACUUUACAAGGUAACGGAUAGGAGAGUAACUGCUGGGGUAUUUGGUGGAAUGGCCCUUAUCGGCGUGGCUGUGGUCUUCUUCCUGCCGGACACUACUGGGGUGAGGAUACCGGAGGUGCCGGGUGAUCUGACAUCUGGGACUGAGUACCAGAAGGUCGAGAACGGGACACAAGUUCCAAACCAUGAAGAGGAAGCUUGAGAGAGCUGAUUAGAUCGCUCGUGAUGUAACACGUGAUAUAACACGUGAUGUAACACGUGAUAUAACACGUGAUAUCACACGUGAUGUAACACGUGAUAUAACACGUGAUGUAACACGUGAUAUAACACGUGAUAUAACACGUGAUAUAACACGUGAUAUAUUUCAAAUAGACUGUGAUAUAAUAGACUUCUUGUCGAUAAUAGGUUUGAAUCGUGAUAUUUUAUUAAAUUGUCCACUUUCGUUGACUUUUACACUGGUAAACUGAUGAAAUUAAUUCUAGGAUUUAUAGUUUAGUUGGUAAUCCACAUUUAUAGUGUUUUGCUUAUUAGUGGUUUAUAUACAUUAUUCGUUUAUCUACAUUACACCGAUGUAUUUUAUGGCCAAUAAUAAUAUAUAAAAUAUGGAUAUUUUGUUUGUUCACUCGCUGUUUUGUGCCUAUUCUAUGUACAUUUAUUGAACUGUUGAUAUAUUUAAAUGUAUAUCGGAGGUCUUUAAUAAGCAAUGAUAAUGUUAUAUUAUUAAGAUAGCUUAAUAGAAAAAUGAAUCAUCG
Messenger RNA from Bolinopsis microptera, 2478 nucleotides. Its product is annotated as solute carrier family 22 member 21-like. The transcript has a single exon. Gene Ontology annotation, biological process: transmembrane transport. The coding region runs from base 312 to 1928 and encodes 538 amino acids. NCBI's taxonomy places the organism in Eukaryota, Metazoa, Ctenophora, Tentaculata, Lobata, Bolinopsidae. The record is from RefSeq and is a predicted model, not a curated record. Gene Ontology annotation, molecular function: transmembrane transporter activity.